This is a messenger RNA of Chlamydomonas reinhardtii, 1590 nucleotides long. RefSeq lists its product as uncharacterized. Gene Ontology annotation, molecular function: GTPase activity; GTP binding. The record is from RefSeq and is a predicted model, not a curated record. Gene Ontology annotation, biological process: vesicle organization; intracellular protein transport; membrane organization. Lineage: Eukaryota; Viridiplantae; Chlorophyta; Chlorophyceae; Chlamydomonadales; Chlamydomonadaceae. The transcript has a single exon. Gene Ontology annotation, cellular component: endoplasmic reticulum exit site; COPII vesicle coat. Bases 315 to 893 code for a protein of 192 amino acids.
GCGGCUGCUUGCUGACAACCGGUAGGUUCCUGCAUCAGCAAACUUUCGUGAGCUGCUGCGCGGGGUCCGGGAAGCCUGGGCUCCAAGGACACCUCGGCCUGAUGUGUCGCCGCGCCCAUCGCGGAGAGGCCGCGCUGAGCUCGCCGGGCUACAGCGCUCCCAACCACUUUGCAACGCUAUCAAUAUACUCUGUAGCACUUACUCCGCUCGAUUAGGCUGAGCUACCGUGCUCAAGCGCGAAACACAACAGCCCGCUGCUGCAGCGCCCGCUUUUAUUAACCUGAGCGCCUCUCCCUGACUCGUCUCUAGGCACGAUGUUCCUAGUAAACUGGUUCUAUGGCGUUCUGAACUACCUGGGUCUUUACAACAAGAACGCGAAGAUCCUCUUCCUGGGCCUUGACAAUGCGGGCAAGACCACGCUGAUGCACAUGCUCAAGGACGAUCGCGUUGUGCAGCACCAGCCUACGCAGUACCCGACCUCCGAGGAGAUUCAAUUGGGCGGUAUCAACUUCAAAGCGUUCGAUCUCGGCGGCCAUGAAAUUGCGCGCCGGGUGUGGAAGGACUACUACGCCAAGGUGGACGCUAUCGUCUACCUGGUGGACUCGGCGGACCGCGAGCGCUUCCCGGAGGCGAAGAAGGAGCUUGACGGGCUUCUGGGCGAUGACUCGCUCGGUACCGUUCCCUUCCUGGUGCUGGGCAACAAGAUCGACAUUCCCACCGCCGCUUCGGAGGACGAGCUCCGCAACUGGCUUGGCCUCACAUACACAACCGGCAAGGGCAAGGUCAACCUGAGCGACCAGAAGAUUCGUCCCGUGGAGGUUUUCAUGUGCUCGGUGGUUAAGCGGAUGGGCUACGGCGAGGGCUUCCGGUGGCUGAGCCAGUACAUCAAGUAAAUGGAGCAGGGAGUCGGGGCGGGUGUCUCGUGGGAGGCUGCUUAACGUCAUAACGCUCGGCCGGGGGGCGCGGGUGGCCCCGGCGCGGGGCGCACGCACCCGUGUUGCUGUCCGCCUGGCACCCCGUUCGCGCUGCAGGGCGUCCACGCUGCUGCAGGGGUUGCUGAACUGACAUGACCAUAUUGACCUAUGACACUCAAGAGUUGAUUGACUGGUGUUGAGGCUGGGCCCGGCUGCUUUUGGAUGGCUUCUGGAAAUCUAGGCCGGCCACUGUGCAACAGCGUUUGGGCAGGGUCCGGAGGCUUUACCGCUCAUCACUGAACAUGUGAUUUAGGAGGAGUAACGUUGGAAUAGCGGAGAUAGACAGUUAGGAACGUGGCCAGGCAGGGGCCCUGCGGAGUCCUUCGUGAGGCGCAGCGGAUUGCCGUAGCACUGUGUCAGUGCCACAAUCAGUUUUGACUCUGACGGUUUAGGCUAGAUGUUGAGGACAAGCAAAGAGCAGCAUGGCAAAUUGAUGCAAGGGUGGCGCCGUCGCCUGUCGGCUCAGGCCUCAGGGCGCGUGGAUGACAUAUGGUUGGGGCGCAAAGACAAAUGCACGGAGGGAGCAGCGUGCGUGUGUGUGCAUGAGAGUGAGAGGCUUGAAGGCUGUGGAGGCGAGCGAGAUGGAUAAACAGCUUGUGUGUAAGGCGCGAUGAUG